GUCUCGCGACACUUGUACCUCUCGUUGCGCGUGGUAGGAAGUUUGGCGCGGGAGUUGUGAGGGGAACGGUGUGGUGCGGUGUCGGGAGUUUUCGCGCCAGCCAGCCAUGCCGGCCCGCAACACCCCGAGCAGCGGCGGGCACCUGGGGGCAGAGAUGGGUGAACAAGCAGAGGCAGCUGUGAUUACACCAUCCAUGCUAGAAGAGGAGGAGCAGCUGGAGGCAGCAGGGAUGGAGAAGGAGAGGGAAAUGCUGGAAAAGGCUCGCAUGUCCUGGGACAGAGACUCCAGUGAAAUGCGCUACAAGAGGCUUCAACACUUGCUUGAAAAAAGCAACAUAUAUUCAAAAUUCUUGCUGACCAAAAUGGAACAGCAGCAGCUGGAGGAGCAGAAAAGGAAAGAGAAAUUAGAAAAAAAGAAAGAAAUGUUAUUAAAAGCGGCAACGAGUCGGAAUCUAACUGAUGAAAAAGAGGAGAAAUCUGCUGUGAAGAAAAAAAGAGGAAGAGAAGAUGAAACCUAUUACAUUUCAGAAGUCAUGUCCAAAGAGGAAAUCUUGUCAGUGGCCAAAAAAAGCAAAGUAGAAAAUCAGGAUGAAAGCUCUUCUAACAAACUGUGUGCAGAAGACCUACAGAAAAAUGGAGAUUCUAAUAGUGUCAUUAAAGAUAGGUUGUCGCAAGCUGUACGACAUAAUGCCAAGCACUUCCUUGAUCCAGUACGGAAAUUUAACGGGCAGCCAAUACCCUUUCAACAGCCAAAGCUUUUUUCAGGAGGUGUUAUGAGGUGGUACCAAGUUGAAGGCAUGGAAUGGCUCAGGAUGCUUUGGGAAAAUGGCAUUAAUGGCAUUUUGGCUGAUGAAAUGGGACUUGGAAAGACAAUCCAAUGUAUUGCUACAAUAGCACUGAUGGUAGAGAGAGGAGUCCCUGGGCCAUUCUUAGUAUGUGGUCCCUUGUCUACUCUUCCUAACUGGAUGUCCGAGUUCAAGAGAUUCACUCCAGAGAUUCCCAUAAUGCUGUACCAUGGAGCCCAGCAGGAACGUCGUAAAUUGGUUCAAAAAAUUCACAGGCGAGAAGGUUCACUGCAAAUUCAUCCUGUGGUCAUUACCUCGUUUGAAAUAGCCAUGAGAGACAGAAAUGCCUUGCAGCAUUGCUUCUGGAAGUAUCUGAUAGUGGAUGAAGGACAUAGGAUUAAGAACAUGAACUGUCGUCUUAUCAGAGAGUUAAAACGGUUUAAUGCUGACAAUAAACUUCUGUUAACUGGUACUCCCUUGCAAAACAACUUGGCAGAACUCUGGUCGCUACUUAACUUCCUGCUGCCAGAUGUAUUUGAUGACUUGAAAAGCUUUGAGUCUUGGUUUGACAUUACAAGCAUUACAGAAAUUGCUGAAGAUAUUGUUGCUAAAGAAAGGGAGCAGAACAUCUUACACAUGUUGCACCAGAUUUUGACGCCUUUCUUAUUGAGAAGACUGAAAUCUGAUGUAGCUCUUGAGGUUCCUCCUAAACGAGAAGUUGUGGUGUAUGCACCACUGGCAAAGAAACAAGAAACCUUCUAUACAGCUAUUGUAAAUCGGACCAUUAAAAAGCUGCUUGGAAACAAUGAGGAAGAAGUAGUCGAAUUGAGUCCUACAGGACGACCAAAGCGUCGGAGUAGAAAGGCGGUUGAUUACCGUGAAUUAGAUGCUGAUACACCUGAUGAGCUGGAAAAACUGAUCAGCAAAAUGCAAGAGGAAGUAGAAAAAGAGAGGCCAGUGAUAGAAAUGACCAUUCCUACAGAUUCAGAAAUCAACCUUAAACUGCAGAAUAUUAUGAUGUUACUGAGGAAGUGUUGUAACCAUCCAUAUCUCAUUGAAUAUCCACUGGACCCUGCCACACAGCAAUUUAAGGUUGAUGAAGAUCUAGUGAAGAAUUCAGGCAAAUUCCUGCUUUUGGACCGGAUGCUGCCAGAACUGAAAAAGAGAGGACACAAGGUGUUGCUGUUCUCACAAAUGACACUGAUGUUGGACAUUUUGAUGGAUUAUUGCUAUCUGCGGAAUUACAAAUUUAGUCGUUUGGAUGGAUCCAUGUCCUAUACAGAGAGAGAAGAAAAUAUGCAUAAAUUUAAUACAGAUCCUGAAGUUUUCAUAUUUUUAGUGAGUACACGGGCUGGAGGCCUGGGCAUUAAUUUGACUGCAGCAGACACGGUCAUCAUCUAUGAUAGUGACUGGAACCCCCAGUCUGACCUUCAGGCCCAAGACAGGUGUCACAGAAUUGGUCAGACAAAGCCAGUUGUUGUUUAUCGCCUCGUGACAGCAAAUACUGUUGACCAGAAGAUUGUGGAGAGAGCUGCUGCCAAAAGGAAGCUAGAGAAGUUGAUUAUUCAUAAAAAUCAGUUUAAAGGUGGUAAAUCUGGGUUAAUCCAAACAAAGGGCUGCUUGGAUCCUGAGGAAUUAAUGGAAUUACUGAAAUCCAGGGACUAUGAAAGAGAGGUUAAAGGCUCCAGAGAGAAAGUAAUCAGUGACAAAGAUUUACAGUUACUGCUGGAUAGAAGUGACCUUAUUGACCAAAUGAAAAAGUCUGAAUCAGUUGAAAAAGAAAAAGUGGGAGUGUUCAAGGUCCUAGAAGAUUCCGAAGACUCCAAUGCAGAAUGUGUAUUUUGAAGCGUGACUGGCUUCUAAAAGUACAGCCCAAACUUCUUGGGACUAACAGCAGAGCUCCUAAGGCUAUCAUUUACAUAUAGUGACUCUCGAUUAUGCUGAUCUUCCCCCCUCCCUCUCCCCAGCCUAGUUCAAAUCCUCCUUUUUUUUUUUUUUUUCCAGUGAGUUGUAACACGUCAGGUAGCAUACUUCAUGAUGUAGCAUGCCUAAAAAAUUCAUACUUGUGAAGCUCACGUGAAGAAUUAUGAAAAUGAACAUGUUUCAGGUGUUUAAGUAGCUUGUGUGAUCCAGUGACAAACACUGCCAGGUUUAUACAAAAUCUUCCUGUGGAAGUUUUGUGAAUUUUUUUUUAUUUUUCUCUCUAAUUUGACCUAAUGUGUCAAUUAUGAUUUUAUGGGGAAAGGGAAGACUGUCUAGUACAUCUGUUUACAAACAAUCGUGUAACUUCAGUUUUAAAUUUUGCAAAAUGUUUUGCUAAUAAAUUUGUCCAUUUUGGCAUGUGAAUUUAUUGGGGGUGGGGCAGCUUUCCAUGUAAGAAUAUCUUGUUUAAUCAUGCCUCUUUCUGAUCUGUGAAAGGUCCCUUGUAGGUGAAAUUAGGGAAAGUGACCAAAGCUAAAUACUUUUCAGUGUUCUUAAGGUAAUGGGCUAAAGCAAUCACCUGAGACAGCAUACCCCAAGCAUGGAAUUUGCCACAGACUGGUAUUUCGGGAUCUAUGCUUAAAAAAAAAACACCACCACAAAACACCUCUCUCCUUCAGAGUACCAAUGAACUCUUAAUUUAGGCCAUGUAAACUGGUGCAAUGUUAUCACCUUCAGGCUGUAGUCAGGUUAGUAUGCCCUAAGAGGUAUGAAUUGGGACAUGCAUUUCAGUGGCCAGUUAGCUUUUAAAUACAAUGUGUAAAUGUUACACUAUAGUCAAAAGCUCUGUCUCCCAUCGUAGAAUAACACAUUUUCAGUACAAAUAUAUAAUAUAUAGCCAUUUUAAACUGCUCUGUUCAAGUGCUAGCAAACCUGGAAGAACUAGGGCAGAACCUAGCACUACUUUGACUGUAGUAGCAUAGUUGAACUGCUUCCAGCAUAAUUUAAGUUUACAGCUUUUCUGUUUGAUUUUUACAGGGGAAAGUCAAGUUCUGUAUGUCCUGAAUGACUUAAGUGAGUCAAGAACUAAUGAAGUGUAAUAACAAAGCCUGACAGUUUCAAAAGCACCUAGGGGCACUGAUUUCCUAAAUCCCCUAAAUGUAUGGCAAAUACCACUGGUUUAAGGGUUUGCACCAGUUUGAAUUAAGUUGGUUAAAGCAUUGCACUUCUCUGUUAUAGACAGGACCUUGAACUGUUUCAGGGGAGAGUUUCAAAAGCACCCAAUAGAUAAAGGAAAGAGUCCUACUAAAAGUUAAUGGCACUGAUUGUCUAAAAAAAUCCUUUAUAAUGUGUAUUAAAAUUGCAUGGCAUUUAAGCCAGUCUUUGAAAUGUGGGAAUUAUCCCCUCUGAGAUCUAAACCUAGUAUCUACCUUCAGCAAGUUUACACCUUCCUCAGAAGCAAGUCCUACUGGCCACAGUCAACCAGAGCUGGAGUAGCAGCCCUUAGAAUGAAUUGCUGUUCUGCUGUGGAACCCUUAUGCUGGCAGCAGCUUUCAUUUAUGAUGUGGUAAGAGAGAAGUAACUGUUUCCAAGAAAAGGUGAUAGCUGGAAAGCCCUAAUUAUGCAGGCCAGAAAAGAAUUUGAAAGAGUAGCUUGCGAAAUACUAAACAGCAAAAUUGUUUUUUAGUACAUCAGAAGCAGGCAGCUUGCCUAACAGUGGGGCCAUUGGAUGAUUAAGGUGCUAAAGAAGCACUCAAGGAAGAUAAGGCCACUGCAGAGAAGCUAAAUUAAUUAUUUGCAUUGGUCUUCUCUGCAUAGGAUGGGAAGGAGAUUCCAACAUCUGAGAUUCUUUUUAGGUGACGUAUCUAAGGAACUAUUUCAAAUAGAGGUGGUUUUGGAACAAAAUUACUGAUAAGUCACGAGGUCCAGAUGAUCUUAACCUGAGAGUUUGGAAGGAACUCAGAUAUGAAAUUACAGAACUACUCAUUCUGGUAUGUCACCGAUCACUUACAUCAGCAGCUGUCACACUGGUGGAUAGAUAAUGUAAUAUUGACACUUACAGGGUGGUAACCCUAAAUUAAUUCAUUUCAACCGAUUUGCCUGGUACUGAACAGAAUUAUCAGACACCUAGAUUAUGAUAGGGAAGAGUCAACAAGGGAAAUGAUGCCUCACUAAUUGUCUUUGAGGCUAAGGGUGAUAGGGUGUCCUUGGACUAUCAGAAGGCCUUUGAUGGAGUCCCUCACUGAAGGCCUGUAAGCAAUGUAAGCUGUCAUGGGAUAAGAGGGAAUGGCUUCUUAUGGCUCAGUAAUUGGUUACAAGAUAAGAAACAAAGGGUAGGAAUAAAUGGUUGGUUUUCACAGUGGAGAGGUAAAUAGUAGGGUCCCCCACAGAUUUGUACUGGGACUAGUGCUGGUCAGCAUAAUCAUAAAUGAUCUGAAAAGGGGUUUAAACAGUAAGGUGGCAAAGUCUGCAAGUGUUACAAAAUUACUCAAGAUGGUUAAACCCAAAGCUGAUUGCAAAGGGUUACCAAGGGAUCAUGCACAACACAAUGGCAGAUGAAAUUAACUGCAAAGUAAUGUAGCCUGGAAAACAAUCCCAAUUAUACAUACAAGAAAAAGAUCUGGGCUAAUUUUCUGAAAACAUCUGUUCACUCUGCAGCUGCAGUCAAAAAAGUGAACAAUGUUAGCAACCAUUAGGAAGGUGAUAGUUAAAACCAUACAUAUAUUGCCACUCUAUAACUCCAUGGUAUGCCAACAACUUGCAUACUGGGUGCAGUUCUUAUCACCCCCAUCACAAGGAAAGAUGUAUAAGAAUUGGAAAAGGUACAGAGAAGGGCCACAAGAAUGGUGAAGGGUAUGAAAGUGCUUCUAUAUGAGGAGAGUUUGAUGGACUGUUCAGCUUAGGAAAGAGAUGACUAAAGGGAAUAGGCUAAAGGUUUAUAAACUCAAGAAUAGUGUGGCAGAAGUGUUAUUUGUCUCUUCAUGUAAUACAAGCACCAAUGGUCACCCAAUUAAAUUAGUGGACAGCAGGUUUAAAACCAUAAGGACUUCCUCGUCAUUGUGUGGAGUUCGUUGGGCUGUUGUGAAGGUCAAAAGUAGCACUGGAUUCAAAAAAGAAUAAGUUGGGGCUAAGUCCAUCAAUCAGUCAAGGUGGUCAGGGUCCCAUGCGCUCUGUGUCCGUAAAUCUCUGUUUACCAGAAGUUGGGACUGGCCAGUAGGAGAGAUCACUUCAUAAUUGCCCUGUUCUGUUCAUUCCUGCUGAAGUAUCUGGUACUGGCCCCUUCGAAGACAGGCUACUGGGCUGCAUGGGGGUAGUCAUUCUCAAGAGUUGCUGAAACAGAGAGCAAGGAGGUCAAGCCCUUCUCUACUGCCAAAAGCCUCAGUAGCCUCUUAGGGUUCUGAAACCCAAGCAGUCUAUUACACUUCCCACCAUCCAAUGAACAAGGUAUGCCUUUUAAACUACACUGCUCAACUGGAUCAGAAUCCCACAAACCCCCACAAUUAAUGGGGGGGGUCACGCUCAAGUCAGCAGGGACAUCAGCCUUUCAUAAGCAGGUCCAUGAGGGGGGCAUCUC
Molecule: messenger RNA, 6278 nt
Organism: Mauremys mutica (yellowpond turtle)
Lineage: Eukaryota; Metazoa; Chordata; Testudines; Geoemydidae
Gene: HELLS
Product: helicase, lymphoid specific
Exons: 22
Coding region: 107-2629 (840 amino acids)
Biological process (GO): DNA methylation-dependent constitutive heterochromatin formation; pericentric heterochromatin formation; negative regulation of gene expression via chromosomal CpG island methylation
Cellular component (GO): pericentric heterochromatin; nucleus
Molecular function (GO): ATP binding; chromatin binding; ATP-dependent chromatin remodeler activity
Source: RefSeq, a predicted model, not a curated record